Molecule: messenger RNA, 2966 nt
Organism: Gadus chalcogrammus (walleye pollock)
Lineage: Eukaryota; Metazoa; Chordata; Actinopteri; Gadiformes; Gadidae
Gene: katnb1
Product: katanin p80 (WD repeat containing) subunit B 1
Exons: 19
Coding region: 417-2240 (607 amino acids)
Biological process (GO): microtubule severing; microtubule depolymerization
Cellular component (GO): katanin complex
Molecular function (GO): microtubule binding
Source: RefSeq, a predicted model, not a curated record
AACCGGAAGUCGUUGACGGCUUGUGUUUAGUUGCUAAGCUGCGGGACGGUGUUGUGUUGUUGUGUUGUUGUGGUCUCUCCUCCGGCGCACAACACCUAUUUACCAACAAGUCAACAACAACCGGCUUCCUGCUGAAGAGGUACCACGGAUGUACUCUGAGGAUCUGGUCGGAGAUGAAGGACCAAACUACAGGAAUCUAACUCAAAGUUAGCGAAGAGGCUAAUUAGCCUAGCGAGCUAACGCAGUAGCCGCGGACAGUGAGCCAAACUCCUCACCAAGGUCCACAUUCCUCCAGUAUGUGAACUGGAGGACUGGAUGUUGCUUCCAUUAAUCCCGAUCAGCCAAGACGCUAAUGAGAGGGGUCACGUUUAAUACACCUUAAAACAAAGACGCAAGCCCCCCCCCGCUCUGGCACCAUGGCUGGGGCCCACGCCACCAAGACCUCCUGGAGACUGCAGGAGUUUGUGGCCCACUCCAGUAACGUGUCGUGCUUGGCUCUGGGGAAGAGCUCAGGCCGUCUGCUGGCUACUGGAGGGGAGGACUGCAAGGUCAACAUCUGGGGUGUCAACAAAUCAAACUGUAUUAUGAGUCUCACUGGCCACAACAACCCGGUGGAGUGCAUCCAGUUCAACAGUUCAGAGGAGCAGGUGGCGGCUGGCUCCCAGUCUGGAUCUCUGCGUGUCUGGGACUUGGAGGCCGCCAAAAUCCUGCGUUCUCUCUCGGGACACAAGGCCAAUAUCACCAGCCUGGACUUCCAUCCGUUCGGGGAUUACUUGGCCUCCGGCUCCAUGGACACAAACAUCAAGGUCUGGGAUGUGCGGAGAAAGGGGUGUGUCUUCACGUACAAGAGCCACAGUCAGGCGGUGAGGUAUCUCGCUUUCAGUCCAGACGGCAAAUGGCUGGCGUCCGCUGGGGACGACAGCACUAUUAAGCUGUGGGACGUGACCGCGGGGAAGAUCAUCACGGAGUUCACCGCCCACACGGCCGCAGUCAACAUCAUCCAGUUCCACCCCAACGAGUACCUGCUGGCGUCGGGGAGCUCAGACAGAACCAUCAAGCUGUGGGAUCUGGAGAAGUUCAAGAUGAUCGGCUCGUCCGACGUGGAAACCGGCGCGGUCAGGUGUGUCCUCUUCCACCCUGACGGUGGCUGCCUGUACUCCGGGGCCUCCGACUCGCUGCGGGUCUACGGCUGGGAGCCUGACCGCUGCUUCGACGUGGUGCCCGUGGGCUGGGGCAAGGUGGCCGACAUGGCCAUCUGCAACAACAAGCUGAUCGGCCUGUCCCACCACCAGACCAACGUGUCCUCCUACCUGGUGGACCUGACCAGGGUCAAGAGGUCCGGGGGCGCCGUGGUCCAGCCCACAGAGCCCUCCCCCAAGGGGUCCACCCUGCGCCGCAGCUACGAGCGACCCAUGACCACCUGCAGCGGCCCUCAGAGGGUGAAGCAGAGCUCAGAGUCGGAACGACGCAGCCCCAGCAGUGAAGACGAGAAGGAGGAGAACGAGUCCGCUGCCGAGAUCCGGAACGCCGACGACUACCACGAGAUCUUCCAGCCGAGGAACGCUAUCUCGCGCUCUCCUCCCAAGCCCGGGGACCUGUUCCCUGCCCCUAUGGAAGAUGAGACCUUCAUAGUGAGAGCCAGCUCGGUGAAGGAAGCUAUGACCCCCAUGCCUGAGAAGCAACAGAACUCGUUCCACAAGGGGCCCGAGGUGCUGGGGGACGAGGAGGCGCAGUCCCAGAUCAAGAAGGGCCACGACACCAUGUGUGUGAUGCUGAGCAGCCGGCAGAAGAACCUGGAGGCCGUGAAGGCUGUGUGGGGCAGCGGUGACGUCAAGAACUGCCUGGACAUGGCGGUGGCCAUGAACGACCGCUCCAUCGUGGUGGACCUCCUCAACAUCGUCAACCUCAAACCGGUGCUGUGGAAGCUGGACCUGUGUACGUCCAUCCUCCCCCAGAUUGAAGAGCUGCUGCAAAGCAAAUAUGAGAGUUACGUCCAGACGGGUUGCAUGUCGCUGAAGCUGAUCCUGAAGCGCUUCUGGCCGCUCAUCUCGGAGACGCUGAAGGCCCCGCCCUCUGUGGGCGUCGACAUCACCAGGGAGGAGCGGCUCCAGAAGUGCAAGGCAUGCUUCAAGCAGCUGAAGAACCUGAGCAACGUGGUGAAGACCAAGGCCGACCAGGUGGGUCGCCACGGCAGUGCCUUCAAAGAGCUGCAGCUCCUGCUGGCCCCGUUGGACUACUGACCCCCGCCGGCCUACUGACAGUGAUCCCACAAGAAGAAAGAGGGGAGACCGGGCCUUAAACACGCCUCCCGCCGCCUCGGGGAGCCAAUCACAACGUCUCUAUCGGGACGGGAGCCGAUGCUAAAUGGACAGUGGUGACCGCGUUUGGAGGCAUCAGCGUUGAAACGCCUCACUGCUUCACUGUCGUUAUCGAGGCACUAAUGAAUCCUGCCAGUAUAAAUGUGUGUCUGUGAGUCGGGGGCGGGGCUCUGUGGGGCCGGCCAAUCAGAAACGUAUAAGGCCUUGCGUAGUAUAGUGGGGAAAUGGGACACAUCAACGCAACUCGUCAUCGCUCGGACAGCAUGUUUUAAUUUAAACAUGCUGUGGAGUCGUGAGACACACAAGUAAGGGACAGCCGUUCUUCCUGAGACACGUGAUUGCACAAAGCGCUGAAAUCUGGGCACUGACGAGUUGAUGCUUCAAUGUUAUUUAAAACAUCUAUCAGGAUUAUUUUUUACUUGAUGAAACUGUAUAGAAGCGCUCCUUUUAAAUGUAGUUGACAAUGAAAGAUUUUAUUUGUUCCUAAUAAAACGGUAGAACAUGUGAAUGUCUUAUGUUGAGCAUAAAGGGGGUACCCUACAUAUGAUGGGUUGCUGGUAUGUUGACAAUAUCCGACCUACUUAUACACACACGUUAACCUCAUACAUGAUAUUAACUAGGUUUGAGAGCUUAUUGAAUUGAGUAUCG